This is a messenger RNA of Aspergillus homomorphus CBS 101889, 1699 nucleotides long. Its product is annotated as SET domain-containing protein. Gene Ontology annotation, cellular component: nucleus. Gene Ontology annotation, biological process: peptidyl-lysine monomethylation. Gene Ontology annotation, molecular function: protein-lysine N-methyltransferase activity. Bases 68 to 1615 code for a protein of 515 amino acids. NCBI's taxonomy places the organism in Eukaryota, Fungi, Ascomycota, Eurotiomycetes, Eurotiales, Aspergillaceae. The record is from RefSeq and is a predicted model, not a curated record. The transcript has 4 exons.
AUGAGCAUGUGGCAUAUUAGAUCAAUACCUUAACCUUAGCCUUGGGGUACACGCGGAGUCCAAUAAGAUGAAGCGAUCCUAUCUACCAAUCGAAACGCUGCCGUCGUGGGUCAAGCUCAACGGGGUCCGGAUCGAGAGUGUGGCCUUCGCUCAUCUGACUUCCGGGGUGGAUGACGAUGUCGACAACAGCAGCAAGGGUUCGGCGAUCGUCGCGACCGAGGACCGGGUUGGUGGCGAGUCGGCGCUCGGCGCGGUCGACACGGGGGUUCUCUUGACAGUGCCCCCGGAAUUGAUCCUGUCGUUGGAUACGGUGCAUGCGUAUGCUAAGUCGGAUCGGCAUCUGCGCGAGGUGUUGGAGGCUGUUGGGGAGUUUGGGCGGACCCCCCGCGGCGCGAUCCUGAUCUUCCUGCUCAUCCAGCUCACGCACUCCAGCCCUGACUUCGCGAGCGAGGUUGGCGUAUCCGGUCCCUGGACCGAGUACAUGAAGUACAUGCCCGCGGAGAUCCCGCUACCCACGUUCUACUCGGACGCGGAAAUGGAGCUCCUGCGCGGCACGUCGCUGCGUCUGGCGGUGCACUCCAAGCUGGCGGCGCUGGAGAAGGAGUUCACGCUUUUGCGCGAAAAGACAGAGGAGUUACUCCCCUGGUGUCGCAAGCUCUGGUGGGACGACGAGACCGGGAAAGCGACGUUCGACGACUGGAAAUACGUCGACGCGCUGUAUCGCUCGCGCAUGGUUGAUCUGCCGACGAGCGGGCAUGCCAUGGUGCCGUGCAUUGAUAUGGCGAAUCACAGCUCGGAGGCGUCGGUCAAGGCGCUGUAUGAUGAGGAUGCGGAGGGGAAUGUCGUGCUGCAGCUUCGGUAUGGGAAGACUGUGCGUGCUGGGGACGAGGUGACGAUUUCUUACGGUGACGAGAAAUCAGCCUCGGAGAUGAUUUUCUCGUACGGCUUUCUGGAUCGGGAUACCACCGAUGCGAAGCAGAUAUUCCUCGACUUGGAUAUCCCGGAUGAUGAUCCCUUGAAGGUUGUCAAGAAGGCCUUCUGUAAGGAAUCCCCGGGUGUCCGGGUGUAUACUUCCGCGGAAACGGCGGAGUCGACUCCCGCCACGGGCUGGGACAGCGCGAUCAUCUGGUGGGCGUGCGUCAACGAGGAGGACGGGCUGGAUUUCACCGUGCUGCAAACCAACGAUGGCGGCCGUGAGCUGAAGGCGCUUUGGAAGGGCGCGGACGUGCGGGACUCGGGCCACCUCAAAGAGCUCCUCGUGGCAGAUCCGCACUGGGACAUCAUCCAGCUGCGUGCUGUGGUGCUUGUUCUUGAGCGACUUGAAACGCAGGCUUGGGUGCUCAAGGAGACAGACUUAAUGGUGUCUGAGAUCGACGAUAGUGAAGACAUGCGGGCGAUGUUUAGGCCGGAUAUUUAUAACAUGAUCAAGCGGUUGCGGGUGUUAGAGUUAAACUUGCUGAGUCAAGGAAUCGAGGAUCUGGUGAAGCGGAGGGACGAGCUCAUGUCUAGUCCGUCUGUUACUCAAUAUCUCGGUCAAUCGCAGCCCGAGACUGUCGACGGGGAGGAUCUCUCCAGUCAGCAGCCAUCCGCGGAUAUUGAAGAAGAUUUCUCGUGAGGCGAGGUUCAAAGGCCUUUCUACGCAAUGGAGCAUUACAAUGAAGGCGCUCGGCAAGCAAGCUGCAAGCGUUAAUUUAUGGAC